Colletotrichum acutatum is the source of this 1979-nucleotide messenger RNA. Its product is annotated as Alg9-like mannosyltransferase. The coding region runs from base 222 to 1772 and encodes 516 amino acids. Gene Ontology annotation, cellular component: endoplasmic reticulum membrane. The record is from RefSeq and is a predicted model, not a curated record. Gene Ontology annotation, molecular function: alpha-1,2-mannosyltransferase activity. The transcript is spliced from 4 exons. Lineage: Eukaryota; Fungi; Ascomycota; Sordariomycetes; Glomerellales; Glomerellaceae. Gene Ontology annotation, biological process: GPI anchor biosynthetic process.
CGCCUGACAAAACAUCGCCGCAUACCUGGCUCCUGUACAUGCGCCUCUCCUCCUGAUGAUGCGACGUUGCGACAUACACUCCUUUUCGCAACGAACCUCUCGCCGACCUUGCUCCGCCUAAUACUCGACACCUGGCUACUUGCAGCCUUCGAUCACGAACCGAUGCCCGAGCUACGCGCAGCAACUACCACCAAAUAACAAUCGAGAGCACAUCUGGAGUCAUGUGGCGGAGAGCGUACCUAUUUCUCGUGCUGGUCAGGCUGUGGUUCGCCCUGUCGCCAAGCUACCUGCACCCCGACGAGAAUUUUCAGGGCCCAGAGGUCAUCGCAGGCCAAAUAUUUAGUUACCCGGUACGGCACACAUGGGAAUUCACAAACGAGCACCCGAUACGAAGCGUUUUCCCCUUAUGGCCCGUCUACGGCCUGCCCAUGAUGUUGCUGAGAUGGCUGUGGAUCGGUAACGGCAAGGAUGGCGAGAUUCCCCCAAUCGCAGUCUUUUGGACACUUCGCGUUCUCAUGUUCGUCACCAGCUUCGUGCUGGAGGAUUGGGCCAUCCAUGAGCUCAUCAGCUCUCCACGACACCGUCGCGUUGCUGUGCUCCUAGUCGCCUCGUCCUAUGUCACAUGGACGUACCAGACGCACACCUUCUCCAACUCGGUGGAGUGUCUCGUUGUUGCUUGGUGCUUGGUCUUGAUUCAGCGUAUUGUCGAGAGCCCGCAACAAUCAUCGCUUCUUGCUUCUACGAUUCUCGGCAUAGUGGCCGUCUUUGGACUGUUUAAUAGAAUUACUUUCCCGGCGUUCUUGUUGAUCCCCGGACUUCGCUUGAUACCCCAUUUUCUCAAUAGACCCAUGUCCUUCACCGUGAUGGUGUUGGCAGCUCUCACGACUACCUUGGUCGCCAUCACCCUGGAUACGGCAUUUUACCUCCCUGAACCCAUCAAGUGGGCAGACCUCAUCUCACGGCCAGUUAUCACGCCACUCAACAACCUCCUGUACAACAUCGACACAGACAACCUAGCGCAGCAUGGGUUGCACCCCUGGUACCAGCACCUACUGGUCAACAUUCCCAUGCUAAUCGGCCCAGCUGCGAUGUUGCUCUUCACUCAGCCAUACCUCUCAUUACGACUCUACUCGGCCAUCUCUGGUGUCUUUGUGCUGUCUAUCUUCCAGCACCAAGAAGCUCGAUUCCUCCUGCCGACUGUCCCGCUCAUCCUCUCGUCAGUUCACGUCCCCAAGAAUCGGACUGUUCUUCGUGUGUGGAUUGGGGUAUGGCUUGCUUUCAACUUGGUCUUUGGUAUCCUAAUGGGUGUCUACCAUCAAGGCGGUAUCGUGCCGGGCCAGGUAUUCCUGAGUAAGCAGCCAGACGCGACGCAGGCCGUGUGGUGGAAGACUUAUACGCCACCCAUUUGGCUUCUUAACGGCAAGAAUGAGGUGCUCACGACGCGCGACGUGAUGGGUAUGAAGGGAGACACGCUACUCGAGGAGCUGACCAAGCUGGCAACCUGCGACACGCCAGCGGAUCGACGCAACUCGGAGUAUUUGAAGGAGAAGAAUGGAACAUAUCUGAUCGCACCAGCGUCAGCGACGUGGAUAGAUCCAUACCUUCCCAACAAGGGACUGAAAGGUUUAAGGUUCCGCGAGGUAUGGCGUUACAGGCAACACUUGAACCUAGACGACCUCGACUUUGGUGACGACGGCAUCUGGAACACCCUGACGAGGGUGAUUGGCAGACGUGGCCUUGUCGCCUGGCGUGUGACGAAGAGUUGCAAGUGAGGGUUGGCCGUGGACGAGACUCAAAAGCAAUGAAUGAAAAGACUUGGAACGUUUUGAUGAUGGAAAAGUAUUCGAUUUUUGGAAAGCAAGUGGUAUCGUGACUAUGUGUCUUCCUUUGUCCCUGUUUGUGACUAAUACCCGUAAAUAUCUCGAGCGCCGUACCGAUGGCGCCAAUUUUCAUCUCAUUUCACAAAGCCUCUUUUUUGU